Molecule: messenger RNA, 1302 nt
Organism: Mesorhabditis belari
Lineage: Eukaryota; Metazoa; Nematoda; Chromadorea; Rhabditida; Rhabditidae
Source: the annotation of a GenBank genome assembly
AUGGAGAUAACUGUUGAACAAAAAAAAACAAGAACGAAAAAGAAAUCCGAUGCUAUUCAGGCUCUUCGAGCUGUUUCAAUCAUCGGAGUGGUGGCUUAUCACAAUUUUCAUUCACUUUCUCCACACGGAUGGAUUGGAGUCGAUAUUUUCUUUGUGAUCUCUGGCUACUUAAUGACAAUGAUUCUUUGCCGAUCCGGGAUCACGAAAAGCUCGACAAUCAAUUUCUUUCAACGUCGAAUCAAACGAAUCGUUCCUCUUUACUUAUUAACAAUUCUUGGCACUCUAUUAUUCGGACGGAUUUUCUAUCGUCAACAUCAUGUUUUCGAGAUUGGCAAAGAAGCUUUUUGGCCUUUAUUUUUCAUCUAUAAUUUUUACUAUUAUUUCUUUGAUGAAUCGAAAGAAGCGUUCUUUGAUGUGGCAGCCACCGCUCGUCCUUUCAAACAAACAUGGUCUCUAUGUGUUGAAUUGCAAUAUUACACCCUCGUUCCACUUAUAUUCUUCGUUUUCCUCAAAUUUGAGAGAAAAAUCCGAAUUUGUUGCACACUUUUCGCAAUCGUUGGAUCAUUCUGUUUACACAUGUUUACUCCUUUUUCGUUCAACUUUCGAUCAUUGCCAACGAGAUUCUGGGAAUUUAUGAUUGGAACUCUAACUUAUGAGAUUAUUCAGAUUUUCGAGGAACAAAAGAUUUCCCCAACUGAUGGCAAUUCGGAUUUAAAACAAAUAAAAGUUGUUCAAAUUUCAAAUUUUUCCUAUUUUUCGCUUUUAACAAUUCUUUCUUAUGCUGGCUGUUGGUUUCUUUUAUAUUUUUCGACGGGAAAUCUAAUGCUAGACCGAGCCCUAUCGUGUCUCCUAGCAGCGCUUGUCAUUGGAUUCUCGAAAUUUGAAAAAUCCUCUUUCCUCAGCUUCACUCCAUUGAGAUAUAUCGGAAAUAUCUCCUAUUCCCUAUACCUUGUCCAUUUUCCUGUCUCGAGAAUCGCGAUGUACUCGAUGCAAGAGUAUUGGCAAUCGCAAGUCACUGUAAAACAGGUUCUCAUCUCGAUCUUUCUCUCGAUUCUCAUCAGCUGUCUGCUCUAUCAUUCCGUGGAAAAAUGGUGGAUCAAAGCUCAUUUCAAAACGAGUGUUAUAUCAAUUGUUGUGCUCUAUGUUUUAACCAUUCUCUUAAUCACUGAGCCUUAUGUGACAAAGAAACUCAUCUGCGGAGAUUAUUCGAUCGAAAAUAGUGAUGCUUGUCCCGCGUUCAAUCAAUUCACGCAAAUUCGCCCGAAAUGGUAUAAUGAAACCGAGAUUUUGAGAAGAAACUUU